AUGUCAGGGACAGAUAAUCCUCAUAAAUUACAGCAGCCAUCAUAUAAUGACAAAAGAAUUGUAUUGAAUAAAGCUAAUUUGAUAGAACCGAUUACUAGACAUCGAAUACAAGACUCAAUAUUUUACAAACAACAUCUUUAUUUAACGAAUGAAGCAACUAUCUUACCUUGUAUAGUGCGAGAAGUCAGAUACAUAGGGGGUGUCGAUAGUAAUACCCGUCCAUGCCCAUUUUUUUGUUGUCUAUUACGAUUACUUGAGCUAGAACCUCCGCCUGCUAUUAUUAGACUAUAUCUUGAUCAAUUGGGUUUUAAUGAAUUCAAAUAUUUGACUGCCCUUACACUAAUGUACAUUAGGUUUGCAUGGUCCAAUGAAGAUAUUUACAAGAUCUUCGACAAGUACUAUUCGGACUUCAGAAAGUUAAGGUUCCAUUUGAAAACACCGAUAUUUAACGAACAUAAUAUUGCAAUAAAGUUUGAAGUACGUCAUAUGGAUGAGUGGGUAGAUUCCUUGUUAUCAGAGGAGAGAAUAUUGGGAUUAAUUUUACCGAGGUUGGUUCCUCGAUACAAUCUAGUAGAAAAAAGGCUCUUGGAAGAACGAAAAUACAACAUAAGCAGCGAUGAAGAUGUGCUUGACCAUGAGGAAAGUAGUUACGAAAGUGAUAGUGACUGA
Messenger RNA from Priceomyces carsonii, 669 nucleotides. RefSeq names its product U4/U6-U5 snRNP complex subunit (gene FGR16). The coding region runs from base 1 to 669 and encodes 222 amino acids. The record is from RefSeq and is a predicted model, not a curated record. Gene Ontology annotation, cellular component: precatalytic spliceosome. The transcript has a single exon. Lineage: Eukaryota; Fungi; Ascomycota; Pichiomycetes; Serinales; Debaryomycetaceae.